Molecule: messenger RNA, 3388 nt
Organism: Phycodurus eques (leafy seadragon)
Lineage: Eukaryota; Metazoa; Chordata; Actinopteri; Syngnathiformes; Syngnathidae
Gene: ripor1
Product: RHO family interacting cell polarization regulator 1
Exons: 18
Coding region: 275-2407 (710 amino acids)
Source: RefSeq, a predicted model, not a curated record
CGCACACACACACACGCACACACAAAACUGCGAAAUCGAGGAGACGGACAGCGCCCAGAAUAACUUGAGAAGUGUGCGGAGGAGCAUCGCGUUGGACAUGGGAUUGCGGCCAAACUCCCUGGCCUGUCGGACUUCCAAAGAGAGGACAUGUCCUUUGGUUUGUUAAAGCCCCAGUGCUACUUUCGGCCCUGCCAGCAUGCUCCAGUAGGGACGGGACCCCUUCAGUCAGCAGAACUGUUUGAUCCAAGAGAAACGUGCCUUGUAAGGAAACAGGAUGUUCACAGGCUCCACCAAGCUGCCCCCGGCCAAAACCCCCCAGCCCGAGCGGCUGGACGAGGUGUACGCCGCCUUACGCCGAGGCUUACAGUCAUACUUGCAGGUCCACCAGCUGGAGCUGGACACUCUGGGCCAGCAGAUCCGAGAAAACAAGAGGAACGGUCGGCUGGGCUCUUUGUAUGAGCAGGAUAAGCAAGUGAAAGCCAUAGAGAGAUUCAUGCGUCGUUUGGAGUUCCACCUCAGCAAGGUGGAGGAGCUGUACGACGGUUACUGUAUACAGCGCCGGCUCCGAGAUGGCGCCAGCAAAAUGGUGGCGGCCUUUAACUCCGCCACUGGGAGCAGAGAGGCCAGGGAGAGCCUGAGUGAGGCCAACAGGGGCUUUAGGGAAUGUACAGAGCACAUGUGCUCACUGGAGAGCGAACUGGAAAGCCACAUGGGAGAAUUCCAUGUCAAGAUGAAGGGCCUUGCCGGCUUCGCUCGCUUGUGUGCCGGUGACCAAUAUGAGGUGCUCAUGCGCUACGGGCGUCAGCGAUGGAGGCUACGAGGCCGCGUGGAAGUCAGCAGUAAGCAGAUAUGGGACAGCGAAGAGUACAUCUUCCUGCCUCUCGUCACUGAACUCUUGUCCAUCAAGGUGACAGAACUGAAGAGUCUGGCCAAUCACGUGGUGGUCGGAAGUGUGUCCUGCGAAAUGCUCGACCUGUUCUGCCCGCUCCCACAGACCCUUGCCGUGGAUAUUAACGACCUGGGAACAGUUAAGCUGAACUUGGAAGUAACAUGGAGUCCUUUUGAUAAGGACGACCAGACAUCGUCCACCAGUACCGUUUCCAAACGUCUUCUGUCCAAUCAGAGCCCUCCUGACACGCCCUCAAUGCGGGAGCAAGUGUUUUAUAGCACACCUCACGGGGGCGCCGCGCAGAGACGCCGGCCGACAGAGGCGGUCCACGAGGGCGUGACGGACAGGACGGCUUCCUUACCGCGCACAUUGAGCCGUGCAAGAGCCUCAUCCAGAGGUUUACAGUUGUCUCUGCUGAAACGACAAGGAGAGCUGGACAACGGCACAGUCUGGUCCAACUCCUCAGAGUCCUCCGACGACUCGUCCAGCCCGGCCCUGGCCCACCACGCUCAGAGGCUGUCGGCCUCCAACGUCCUGCAAACCGCCGUCCCGGCGCCGCACAAGUCAAGCGCGUCGACGCCGUCGCUGUCGUCCAAUCAGGAGGAGGACGAGAGUGAAGCCGGAGAGGUUUUCUCCCCGAGAGAUUCAGUGCACAAUGGCCACCCGACGUCCUGCUCUCGGAGCCGAGUCGGCGAGACCGGCCCGGAAUGUACUGUGACGGACAGGCUGUCUGUCCAAGCGGCCGAGCUUCUGGGAACCUCGGCGGAGCGGAGCCGCUCGUGCGCUGACGUUUCUUCCACCGUCGCCGAGUCGUUAGAGAGGACAGAAGAUUGUCUGGCCAAAGAUUCACCUGAGGACUUGACACUCCGCACCACAGCAGGGACCACUGAGGCUGAAGGACCAAGGCAGCCGGCUCACCAUCUAAAACACUCCGAUGGCGCUCCAACUGUUCCUUUCCCCACCUCUUCUAGUUUCACUCAGGAAGUGGAGACGGCUCUUGAGAGUUUUGACUUUCUCAACUGCUCAGACCUGGAGGAAGAAGAGGAGGAGGAGACGGAACUUCAGGAGCAGGCUGAUCACCAAGAGAAGGAUGAGCGUCAAGAAGACGAUGAGCAUCAAGAGAAAGAAGAGCAGGAAGAGGAAGAUGAGCAUCAAAAGGACGACAAAGGAGCAAAGCAAGCAGGCGAGGAGCAGCACGGAGAAGAUCAAGACAAGAGGGAGCAAGACAACAGAGACGAGGAGGAGGAGGACAAAGAAAUGUUCUACUCUGGAGCAAGCGACGAAGAGGCGGGAGACGGCCUGGAGUUCCUCAUGGAGGCUCCAGAAGGAUUUCGGAACUCUGACGACGAUCGCGUGUCCGAAUCGCAGGAGUCGAGUGCUGAAGAGGAGCAGGAUUUGAGGAGGGUGGAGCUGCCCGAGGAAGAGGAGGGGCAUGGGGAGGACCCGUCACAUGAUGUUCAGGAGGUGGAGGCGGAGCGUCCCCCGACUCCAAGCCACUUGGCCACUACCGUGUUCUAAUUGGCCGGCACGCAGCCACAGUCCGACCAUUUCCGCUUUCGUCUAACGUGCUGGUUGCCAAGUCGACAAGCAAGCUCUUCCAUUACUGCAGAGUUUGUGCACACAUUCGCCUUGUUCUGACCAAGAACCAUAAACACUCUUCUUCUCCUCAUCCUUCUUCUACUUCUCAUUCUUCUUUUUCUUCUUCCGAAGUCCUCAGUAUUUCAACGUCAUCGUGUUGCCUGCAUUCAUGCCACUUUUGUUUUUAAACAAUUCACUUAAAGCAGGCUCGGUUUAUUUAAGUGAUGAAAUGAGCCGAAAAGGAUGUUUUCCUUACUCUGCGUACAAUCAGUGACUGGGGCCAGUUCUCAGCGUUUGCAGUUAACGAUGGACUGGGAGCUUUUUGCAGUGUUUUCCAGCUCGUAAAGCUCUUUAGGAGAGACUCCACGUGAGGUUUGUCUUUGUCAUUUCCAUGGCGCACUAAUGUAUUGUAGUUGUGUGACAUUGUGUCUUUAAGAUAAACCAGGACUUGAGCUGCCUUACAAACACACGUUCUAGGGACCCAUAAUGUACAGUUGGCAGGAUUGGAGUUUUUAAAUGAUGCAAUAUGCGGUGUAAAACUAUAUUUAAACCUGCAUGUGUGUAUCUGCCUCACACUGCCGGCAUGUCCACUGUAAAAGGUGCAACUGAUUCAUUUAGGUGUGUACAAAUAUUCAGCCUCAGUGGUGGAGCGCUAUUGCGUCUCAGCAUUUUUUGCUUUACGUCAUCGUACAGAAAAGCCUCUUCAUUCAGAAAGUGCCUAAAGUGAAGGAUGUUAAGGUUGUAAACACACACAAAAAGAAAAAAAGGUGAACAGGCAAAGUGUUACAGUGUUUAUUUUGGAAUUACUUUUAAGAGUGUUCACCAUAAGAGAUAUUUACUGUUUCAUAUAAAGAAUUGUAUGUCCUGAAAUGUUUAAUGUUCAGAAAUGUUCAAACUUUAUAAAGUUUUCUUUAAAACUAA